Mobula hypostoma (lesser devil ray) is the source of this 6285-nucleotide messenger RNA. It is a transcript of the gene paip2b, whose product is annotated as poly(A) binding protein interacting protein 2B. Gene Ontology annotation, cellular component: cytoplasm. The coding region runs from base 183 to 572 and encodes 129 amino acids. The transcript is spliced from 5 exons. Gene Ontology annotation, biological process: negative regulation of translational initiation. The record is from RefSeq and is a predicted model, not a curated record. Lineage: Eukaryota; Metazoa; Chordata; Chondrichthyes; Myliobatiformes; Myliobatidae. Gene Ontology annotation, molecular function: mRNA regulatory element binding translation repressor activity.
AGCUAAAAGCCUCGAUCUCUGGAAAAUUUUCAUGAGGAUUUUGCAGUGCUGUUGUAAAAUAUAACUGCACUAUUACUAUUAUUUAAUAUUUAAAUGUAGCUUUCAUCUUAAUGGAUGAGGAUCUGUGAAAAGUGACUGCCUGGAACAACUUUUUCUUCUGAUCAUUUGAACAACUGAGGAAAAUGACUGAUUCCUUAGACAUGAAGGCUCCUAAUAUGACAAAUAUGACGUCAGGCUCUGGGGCACAGGACGUCAUUGUAUCCAAUGGACAUACUGAAAAUGAGCCAAAUCCUUUUGCUGAGUACAUGUGGAUGGAACAUGAAGAAGAAUACAACAGACAAGUAGAAGAGGAAUUAUGGGAGGAAGAAUUCUUGGAGCGUUGUUUUCAGGAGAUGCUGGAUGAAGAAGACCAGGAAUGGUUCAUUCCAGAACGGGAUUUGCCAGGCAUCAACCAGAUGCAACAGCAAAUGAAUGGACUAUCCAUAAAUGAAAGCAGCAAGACAGAGGACCUUGUGAGUAAAAGUACUCUGAAUCCGGACGCCAAGGAAUUUGUUCCUGGAGUGAAGUACUGAAAGUUUGAGAGUCUUGUAGGCUGCCCUCUACUGGAGGAAGCAAAAAAAUACAAUUUCUGAACACUGUGAAGCGAGUCACUUUUUAGGAUGGCCAAUUGGUUAUAGAUGCUAUUGGAUUACCUACCCUCUCCCUUUCCCUAUGCCGAAACUUGUUUAGAUUGAAUGCUCUUUUUUUAAGCUUCAUUGCAGAAAUAACUUGUUCCUUUCACAAUUUCUGGUAUGUGCAAGGGUUCGGCUAGUGUGCAGUAUUCCAUUUGCCAUGCAUCACAGUGGGUCUGCUACUUAAAACAACUGGUCUCGUGGUUUGGUGGUUGAAGAUGAUGAAUUGCCACAAAACUUCUUAAGUUUUAGGGACCUUUUGCAUGUCUUGAAAGAUGGGUUUAAAGUAACAGCCCCCCUUUUCUAAAUAAACAAGAAUUGGUGUAAGCAAAACAACAAAAGCACUUUGCCAAAAAAAAAAGAUUCUAUAAGAAUUGUAAAACUACAAUCUGCUGGAACCCAACAUGCACUGCUUUGGCUCUUUUACUGCCUAAUUAUAAAUGUCCUUUUCCAAAUUACAGGAGCCUUAUAAAGGUGGGCUGGGGGGUUGGUUACAAAUAAGUAUAACAGUAUUACCACUACCAUUUCAGGUAGGUAGUUUUAUUAUCUACAAGAUAAUCCUAACAUAACACUAGCAGUAAAGGGAAUGCUCUGGAGGCUAAAUGUGUUGCAAUGCAUAUUGUGAUACUUUGUAUAGAAACUUUGCAUCUCUUUUUGUUUUUUUUUUAAAGUCAGCCCAAUAGGCUUUAAAAGGGGAUGUUGUUUGUCUGGAGUGGGGGUUGUGAGGAAAUCCUUCAGUGAUGGAAAAAUGAAUUGGGUUGUAUAAUGAGUGGGAGUCAGGACAAAAGGUCACUCACGGUAAAAAGCGCACAGAUGCUCAUCCAAGAGCAUUUUUUAACCAGAAAGCACCUAAUAUGGUGAAUCAAUUAAUUUCAAUUUUUACCAAAAGGUCAUUGCUUGUGUUUGCCUUGAUGGUGAACAUUGCACCACUGUUCUAAUCUUUCUCAUUCUCUCUCAUGUGUUUUGCUCUCUCAUGCUUGUUCUCUUGUUUUCACUCUUUCUUUUUUCUCUUUUGCACUGUUCAUCUGUGGGAAGAUGUUAGUGCUCAUUUCAAGAGUUGGAUGUCUUUUCCUCUUUUGGUCUUAAUGCAAGUGAGUGCUAAAGAAAAAUAUACUGGAAAAUAGAUUUUUAUUUAAAAUAAACAAUAAGGUACUCAGCCACUUUUCAGCUUUUAUCAGUGAGACGUUAGGAAGUUUAAGGGUUGAAUGCGAUUUUUAAAAAGAUCAUGAAUUUCUUCAUUUUGUCAUGGAGAUGUGUUGGUUCUGGACUUGCAGUAUAAAGGUGGUUUGCAGGUACUCUGAUUGAAAUAGAGAUGCCAGUAUUUUUGUUACACAUUGUGUUUUAGUGGAAGGGAAUGUCAUGUAGCUUACAUUUAGAAACUUACUUUAUUUAUUAAAUACAUUCAAAUGCCUUGGCGUUCCUUCACAGGUGCAAAUUCAGUUAUGAUGCGGGGGGGGGGGUUGCAGUGCAGGUACAGUUUACAAUUUGAAAACCUUUGGUGUAGGUUUUCCUUUGUGAAAGUUCCAUGUUAAUCCAGUCCAAUAUCAUUCAUAGAACAUUAGACAGCCUCGGUGUUUCAGUAUUGACUUUCUCUGAAAUUUGGUUCAGGGGUAUUGCAGUCUUAUACGAAAUGGGCAGAGGUUCUUCAGUGGCUCUGACUUCAUUUCUGCUAACUCUUCCUUAGUUUCAAGUAUUAGAAUUACAGGUAUUUCUUUCAAAGCCUCGUGUUGGUUUAUAUUAUUCCUAAUAAUAUAAUUGUAGUUUUCCCAUUUUGAAACACUUUCACUGUGAUUUAAUGCACCAGUUUCUUGCCACAACUAUUACCAAGGGCUUUAUCAGUUUUUUUCCUGCAAUGUGCUGAGAGAAACUGAUAUCUAAGGUGCAAUUACUACAAGAAAUGCUUUGGCAAUCAAUAAUUGACUGCACGCCAGUCUUCUAUUUACUCUCCAGCACCACCCACUCAGCAAUGGUAGAAACUUCACAGCGCUUUAAUAAAUAAGGAUCUAUUUUUAAAGAUUUUGCUAUGCAGUAUAUCAGGUUGUAACUUAUUAAAUCCAUUUUAACUCAAUUCCCAUAUUAAAGAGCGCUUCAGUGAGAUCUUUAACAUCAAUGUCUUCUGUUCAUCAAAGCCCAUGCUGAAACGUUUUAUUUUUAUAAACUGGGUGGAUGGUAAUGGCAUCAUUUUGAUAACCAGUUAUUAGCCUUUUAAGAAGGAAAUAAUAUUUGUGUUCCUAUUUUGACAUGAUACAGUAAAUGUUUACCCCUUGCUGUCCUACCAGGCUAGUCUUGCUCUUUAAUGUUUAUAUUAGAUCAGUGCUUGGAAAAACUUUCAUCCCCCUCCAGUAUUCGGCACUUCCUGUGUUCAUCAUGUAGCUGCAACACAACUCAUAUAAGCAACACCCACCACUACUCCAGAUUUGUGUGAAAUUCUGUUCCUUAAACUUGUGGCCAGUUACCAGUUACCACUUAUUGCAGAAUAAUAGUCACAUUUAUGUUCACCAGAAAUUCAUUUGAGCACUUAAAACAUUUUUAGUACCUUUAUUCUGGAAAACACACUUCAAUCCUAACAAUCUGGACAAUGGCAGCCUCGUCAUUGGAGUAAAGGUUGCAUUUUGGUCUCAGUGGUGUCCCCAUGAAUGAUGGCAGGGACUGGAGGCCCUGAGUUUGAUAUUGGUGAUUGCCAAAUUAGUACAUCUCUACAGUAGAUGUGUUACUACCUCACUGUGCAUUCUUGGACAAAGGAAGAAAUGUCAUCAGUAUGCCAUCCAGUACCUUAUCUGGUCUUGAUGGAAGUGUUCAUAUGCGAAGCUUAAUUGGAUUCAGUAUUUAUGACUCUGCAGUUUAGUAGUCAGUUUUUAUUUGGUUAGCUAUCUUUUAUGAAAAUGGUCAUAUUUGAAUUGUGUAGCUGGUAAAAACAGACAACAUUCUAGAAUGAAUUGAUUAAAAUUUGAAUGAUAUAGCGGGGUGUUUAGGAGGGUACAUAAACUAUCUCUCAGAUGAAAUAUCUACCCUGUUAUUACCUUGAUUUUUUAAAGCUAACCUUGGUUUAAAUGUUGCUCUUUACUUUUUUUUCCAGAGCUGUUCAUUUCAGUUGUUAACUCUAUAUAUUUCGCUCAUCAAUUCUGGUUAUUUUAUUCAAUGUUGCUAUCUGUCGAAAAGAGAAUCUUGUUGCUCGAUUCUGCCCAGUUUGUAGAUAUGUUCGGUGUAUUCUCAAUCAUGAAUUUGCAGCGGUAAUAAUUCUGCCUAAUGCGUGAAUUUCAAUGGAUUAGAACAGUUACCGCUGCUUAACUCAGAUGCCAUCCAGAGGGAAAUGGAUGCGGAUAACAUUUCUAAUACUCCCAUGUGUUAAAUAGGCUUUUGGGUUUAAAACAAAAGUGCAGGAAUCAUCCUUUCUCUUACUAAACCCCAGCCCCUACCGUCUUUAAUUGGAAAACUGCUCAGUAAGAUUUAUCCCAAAUUUAGUUCUUACUGGUUAACUAAAAUGAGUACUGUUGGAUUGAGUGAAGUGGAGCACAUAGGAAUGUGGGUAUCACCUUUCAACAAAACAGGAUUCAAUUAUCUUGUCCAGAUCUCUUUAUAAAAUUCUCCAGCAGUCGUAUUAAAAUAUUGUUAAUGCCUGCACAGAUUAACUUUAUUCAGGUUAUUUUUGAAUAUAUUGAAUCUGUUGGCAGUUUAUUAAGAAAACUAGCAGGUGUUUCUCUUUUUCUGCUACAUCCUGUAAAUCUGCCAGCAUCUGUGGAGCAUUAAGAUGCUGCCCAAGAUUUACUUCUGUGUCUGGUAUUUCCUGCACAGUUUCAAAAUUGAUUGCACCACGCGACAAUUUGAUCUUUUUGAAAAUUGUGGAACUCUGCUAUAUUGUAUCCAUGAGUUUUAAUAUUGUUCCUUUUGUGUGAUUUGUGCGCAUCCUUUAAAAACAGAAACAAACAAGCUCUCAGAGAAAUUCCUGAUCUAUCCUGCACUUGGCCUUGAAUUUUAUUUUGAGAUUUGGAGAAAGUUUUAUCUUUCAAUCCAUGCAUUUAAAAUCUUAUGUCACAAGUUGCCUGAGUUUUUAACCAGUCUUGUAGCAACUUAAUGAGAAACAAUUUUAUAGAUGAUUUUCUGCUAUUCUGUGCAUACUUAUGUACAUUACCGCUGAUGUUUAGUUACUGCCUGUAUGCACAACAAAGAUAACCAUUUGUUUGGUGAGUUGGUGCAACAUAUGGCAGAGAGUUAACAUUGAGUCGCACAAGGAUUAUACAGAACCAGUUUUGUUUUACAUCCCUUCAGUAUUCAUUCCAUGCAUUCAAGAUAUGCAUGUAAUAAUUCAAGUCUUCUCAUUGAGAUACACCUUACAUAUAGGGUUAUACAAAGAAUAGUAGAACACAAGACUGCUGCACUAAUGUAGAUGGUGUAAAAGGACUGGGACACUUGGUACCAUUCACAUUUCAAGAAUUGCUUUAUUACUGGAGUAUUUGCAUUGGUGCCAGAAUCCUAGACACUUUUUACCUUUGCGUUAGCUUAAUAAUUAAAUUAAAUUAACCUUUAACAUUGCUAUUUACCUGGGUGAGUGGGUACUACUUUUACCCAUGUAGAGGGGGCUUUUUUUCCCAUUUGUUUCAAUGCUUGAGGACCACAUUUAGAAAACCUCCUUGCACAUGGAAAUGUAUUUCCAACAUCACAUCAGAAAGUAUACAUCAACAAAUGCUUUCUAGCACUUUGGAAAGUAGUGAGAUUGUGAAAGGUGUUAAAGAAGUGCAAGUUUUUCUCUCAUGAGAAUGAUUACAAGUCAAUCAUGGCCAAAAAUAGGGAGGGGGAAGUGAAGUAUCCUGUUAAGCAGUAUGUUAAGCUUAUGAAACCAAAAUAUUUAAGUUGUAAAAGAAAACCUCAGUUGAACAUAGGAACAUAAUGUGUCUGAUUUACUUGGCUCAUUGGCUGUUUUUUUUUGGAAAGGUCUAGCACCAGCACUAUGCAUAUAGGGGCAGGGCAAUAUUCUGAUUAGUUUGCUUAUAAUCCUCAUUUUGCUUGUGUUGAAGCUCAGAAUCCUCCAAUUUAGUGCCCAUUACAAAUCAGUUUUGAUAACAAUAAUUAAAAUGGUAUUUGAUGGAUUGAACCUUAAUUCUGUAAGCUAAGGUGCAAUUCAGAUCGUACUCCAUAUGGCUCUUGGGCAUCUAACAAUGCCACUCCAUAACCAAUCUUUAGGUGGUUAACUGUGGGACCUUCUAACUCAAUCUCCAUGCCCAUUUAACUGGGAGUUACCCAAGAUCUAUUUUAGCAAGAAAUAGCCUUGAGCCCUGUCCAUUUCUCCCCAGAUAGCCUUCAAAUUACUGCUGUGUAUUAUCGGCAGUGGACACUUGGCCCAUAACUUUCAGUUACACAGUAUCAUCGUUGCUGUUUUGCUGCUGCCCGGUAAAUAAUGGGUUGGGUCACUCCUGCGGUAAAGUCUGUUUAAACCACAGUUGCCAGUACAGUUCUGUAUUAAUACCAUUUCUGUAUUAAAAAAAAAUGAGUUCUCAGCAUUUUGUCGAGACGAGGGUAUUAUCCGAAUGUGUUUGCGGAUGUAUCGCCUUUGUUUAUUGUUAAUUAUCUGACACGAGUGUGGAAUAAACUUUGUAAUUUACAGUUUUGUUUGGUCUUU